Messenger RNA from Meloidogyne enterolobii, 585 nucleotides. NCBI's taxonomy places the organism in Eukaryota, Metazoa, Nematoda, Chromadorea, Rhabditida, Meloidogynidae. The record is from the annotation of a GenBank genome assembly.
AAAAGUUUUGAUAAUUAUAUUUACACGACGAUCUCAAGAUUUGUUCACUGGCUUCAAUUCUGGAAUCAAUACGGGACUAGCAUCAAUAUAUCUAAGCGAAAUUGCUCCAAUGAAUUUGCGUGGUGCGAUAGGAUAUAUGCCCAAUGUCUUCCGGAUGCUUUCUAUUCGCGUUGGUUGUUGGCCUGCUUUUACGUUGGGAGAUGAGGAAACUUGGCAUUUACUAUUUCUACUUUCUUACAUACCUAUAAGUGUUCAAUUAACUUUGUUGGGUUUCUUCUGUCCACCCAAAAACUCUUACAUUGUCUAUGGAAAUUUUAUGGAAGCUGUAUGUACAUGUAUUCCUGCUUCGCGAACUUCGACACUCCAAUCUUCCAACACUACAACUCGAUAUUUUUACGGCAACCAUCAUCAUAGAAUAUACAAUAAAAAUAUGUCGCAUCGUCCCUUCCAAAUAGUGGAGUUUGUUGGUCAAAUCGGCCAUCGAGACGUAAUUGUUUCCAUUCCUCAUAUCUCUGACGGUUUGGGAAGGUAAUGUGAUGGCGGUAACGUACACGAACACGGACCAUUUAAAUUGAUAAAAUAAAU